GGGGCCGCCCUCGCGGGAGGUGGUUUCUUUGGCAAGAUGGCGGCGAGCGGCCUCCGGCGGGCGGCUGCUGCGGCCCCCGCUUCAGUGAAGCCCAUUUUUAGUCGGGACAUGAACGAAGCCAAGCGGAGGGUGCGCGAGUUGUACCGAGCCUGGUAUCGAGAGGUGCCGAACACUGUGCACUUAUUCCAGCUAGACAUCACUGUGAAGCAAGGACGGGAUAAAGUCCGAGAAAUGUUUAUGAAGAAUUCCCACGUCACAGACCCCAGGGUGGUGGAUCUUCUGGUCAUUAAGGGAAAGAUGGAACUGGAAGAAACGAUUAACGUGUGGAAGCAGCGGACACAUGUCAUGAGGUUCUUCCAUGAAACAGAAGCGCCAAAGCCAAAGGACUUCCUGUCCAAGUUCUAUGUGGGCCAUGACCCAUGAAGUCACUCAGUGGAAAGGUGCAUGUUGAUAUUUAAAUAUUUUAGAGCACAAAUAAACUCAGUAUGUGAUGGUCACUUCCUAAUAGAAUUCCAUCAUCAGUCAA
Molecule: messenger RNA, 526 nt
Organism: Canis lupus familiaris (dog)
Lineage: Eukaryota; Metazoa; Chordata; Mammalia; Carnivora; Canidae
Gene: NDUFA6
Product: NADH:ubiquinone oxidoreductase subunit A6
Exons: 3
Coding region: 37-423 (128 amino acids)
Biological process (GO): response to oxidative stress
Source: RefSeq, a predicted model, not a curated record